Messenger RNA from Lactuca saligna, 526 nucleotides. NCBI's taxonomy places the organism in Eukaryota, Viridiplantae, Streptophyta, Magnoliopsida, Asterales, Asteraceae. The record is from the annotation of a GenBank genome assembly.
GACGCAAUUAACUACUAGAAACGAGAAGUUGCCACAACAAUUAAAGGAGAUUUCUUCUGAAGACUAAGGCCAUACUUGUCGUUCAUGUCCAAAUCCUUGCCUUUUACUCCAUCAGGGCACCCUCUACGUCCACCACCAAAUGGAAGAAACUCAAAUCGUUCUCCAGAAUCAUGGAUCUCCCUUGUGCGAUUUCUGUUAUCGUUUGAGAUGAUGAGAGGUAUGUCGUAUGCCAUUCGAAGUUGCAGAUUUUCAACCUUUACAGGAUCUAAUAAUAAGUUUAACGACGGUAGUUUUGGUAGCAACAACAGUAAUAAACCCAUCUCUGUUCUCGACACAAGGCGGAGUCUAACCCCUUCCACCUCAACCUUAUCCUCCUCCUUCGGCAGCGGUGGUAAUGGCAUCACAACCACCGCCGGUCAUCACUAGGUUUCGGUCCAAAUUUUUGAAUAAACUUAUAGCUGAUAACACAGCUCCGAUUUCGAGCCAAAUCAUUAACCACUUUCCUGAAAUCAUCUCUGUUGCCACC